Molecule: messenger RNA, 843 nt
Organism: Haliotis rufescens (red abalone)
Lineage: Eukaryota; Metazoa; Mollusca; Gastropoda; Lepetellida; Haliotidae
Exons: 1
Coding region: 1-843 (280 amino acids)
Source: RefSeq, a predicted model, not a curated record
AUGUCUGUGCUUACCUUCAUGAUAUCCGUGUCUAACCUCACCAAACCCAUGCUUACCCUCACCAAACCCAUGCUGACCCUCACCAUAUCCGUGCUUACCCUCACCAUAUCCGUGCUUACCCUCACCAUAUCCGUGUUUAACCUCACCAUAUCCGUGUUUGACCUCACCCGACUCUUGCUUACCCUCACCGUACCCGUGCUUACCCUCACCGUACCCGUGCUUAUCCUCACCAAACCAGUGCUUAAUCUCACCAAACCCCUGCUUACCCUCACCAUAUCCGUGUUUACCCUCACCAAACCCGUGCUUACCCUCACCAUUUCCGUGUUUGACCUCACCCGACUCUUGCUUACCCUCACCGUACCCUUGCUUACCCUCACCGUACCCGUGCUUACCCUCACCGUACCCGUGCUUAUCCUCACCAUACCAGUGCUUAAUCUCACCAAACCCGUGCUUACCCUCACCAUAUCCGUGUUUACCCUCACCAAACCCGUGCCUACCCUCACCAUAUCCGUGUUUGACCUCACCCGACUCUUGCUUACCCUCACCGUACCCGUGCUUACCCUCACCGUACCCGUGCUUACCCUCACCGUACCCGUGCUUAUCCUCACCAUACCAGUGCUUAAUCUCACCAAACCCGUGCUUACCCUCACCAUAUCCGUGUUUACCCUCACCAAACCCGUGCUUACCCUCACCAUAUCCGUGUUUAACCUCACCAAACCCGUGAUUACCCUCACCAUACCCGUGUUUAACCUCACCAUAUCCGUGCUUUACCUCACCAUAUCCGUGUUUAACCUCACGCUACCCGUGAGUACUUGCCUGAAACUUGUACAAUUACAAGAGUAA